This is a messenger RNA of Neocloeon triangulifer, 5047 nucleotides long. It is a transcript of the gene Synj, whose product is annotated as synaptojanin-1. Gene Ontology annotation, molecular function: phosphatidylinositol-4,5-bisphosphate 5-phosphatase activity; nucleic acid binding. The coding region runs from base 83 to 3712 and encodes 1209 amino acids. The record is from RefSeq and is a predicted model, not a curated record. Gene Ontology annotation, biological process: synaptic vesicle endocytosis; phosphatidylinositol dephosphorylation. The transcript has 20 exons. Lineage: Eukaryota; Metazoa; Arthropoda; Insecta; Ephemeroptera; Baetidae.
CGUGCCCCCUAGUGGGUGGGCGUGUCAAUCUGCGAAUUUUCUCUACUCCAUCCACUCCAUCCUACAUCCAGCAAGGGCCGCCAUGGCGAUGGGCAAGGGGUUCCGGGUGCUGGAGAAAAUCAGCCCUCCGAACCCUUACAGCGUGCUGGUCGAGCAGAGGGGCAAGGAGGACACCCUGCUGCUCGAGUCGCAGGCGGUCGCCGUCCUCUCUCAGCAAGAGACAGAAUCUGUGAAACGACAGUACACGAAAGUUUUGGACGCCUACGGAUGUUUAGGGGUGCUCCAAAUAAAUGCUGGCGACAGGCAAGUGUUGUUCCUGGUAAUGGUGACAGGAUGUGUGUCCAUCGGAAAAGUUGGCGACUCGGAGGUGUUCCGAGUGACAGCGACGACCUUUGUCAGCCUCAGUGGUCAGCAGCAGGACGAGGAGCGCAUCACAGAGGUGCGCAAAUUGCUCAACUCAGGCACCUUCUACUUCAGCUGGUCCUCGUCUGGGGAACCCAUCGAUCUGAGUCUCUGUGCCCAGAGGAAGAAAAACGCCAACCAAACUGACAACCGGUUCUUCUGGAAUCGCAUGCUGCAUGUGCACAUGAUGCGGUUUGGGGUCAACUGCAGUCAGUGGCUGUUGAAGGCCAUGUGCGGCAGCGUUGAGAUCAGGACUGUCUACGUGGGACACAGGAAGGCUUCUGUGGCAAUUAUUUCAAGGCUCAGCUGCGAAAGGGCAGGGACGAGAUUCAAUGUCCGAGGCAGCAACGAUGACGGAUAUGUUGCGAAUUUUGUUGAGACUGAGCAGGUCAUCUACCUAGACCAGGAGGUGACCUCUUUUGUCCAGACAAGAGGCUCUGUUCCCCUCUUUUGGGAGCAGCCAGGAGUGCAGGUCGGAUCUCACAAAGUGAAAAUGUCCCGGGGAUACGAAGUGUCGGGUCCAGCAUUUGAAAGACACAUGGACUGCAUGAAGGAGCGCUACGGACACCAAGUCAUAGUCAAUUUGCUUGGUUCCAGUUUGGUCGGCUCCAAGGAAGGCGAGGCCAUGCUCAGUCAACUCUUCCAAGCUCACCACAAAGCGAGCAGUUUGCACCGAGAAGUGCCCCACUUGAUCUUCGACUACCACCAGGAAUGCCGCGGAGGCAACACCAAAAAUCUGAACAAGAUGAUGAACAAGAUGCGCCGGCACUUUGAGGCUUUUGGCAUUUUUAGCUCGGUGGGAGAUGAAGUACAUUCUAUUCAGAGAGGCACCAUCAGGACCAAUUGCCUCGACUGUCUUGACAGAACAAACUGUGUCCAGACCUUUUUGGGUCUUGAGAAUUUAACAAGGCAGUUGACCUUUUUGAAUUUAAUGGAAAAGCAGCAGAUGGUUUCAAGAUUUGAGGAAGUUUUUCGUCAAAUGUGGAUUAACAACGGCAACGAAGUGAGCAAGAUUUAUGCUGGAACUGGAGCCAUUCAGGGAGGAUCAAAACUUAUGGAUGGGGCAAGAUCAGCGGCCAGAACAAUUCAGAACAACCUGCUGGACAACAGCAAGCAGGAGGCAAUAGACAUUCUGCUGGUCGGGUCCAAUUUGAACAGCGAGUUGGCAGACAGGGCACGAAUCCUUCUCCCUCAAGUCAUGCUCCACGCUCCCACUCCUGUUUUACGGGAGAUGUGCAAAAGGUAUUACGAGUACGCCAGUCCGACAAGUCUGAGGGUUUCUGUCGGGACAUACAAUGUGAAUGGAGGAAAACACUUUCGAAGUGUUGCCUAUAAGGAUGUCUCUCUUGCUGACUGGUUGUUAGAUGCUAUUAAAAUCAGCAGAUCCAAUUCCAUGGUUGACUUAUCACACCCAGAUGAACCUUCAGACAAGUCGUCUGACAUAUUUGCCAUUGGAUUUGAGGAAAUUGUUGAUCUGAAUGCCAGCAACAUCAUGGCAGCAAGUUCGGAAAAUGCCAAAUUAUGGGCAGUGGAGCUGCAGAAAGUUUUGUCCAGAGACAACAAAUUUGCGCUUGUCACCUAUGUCCAGCUAGUCGGCGUUUGCCUCUUCCUCUUCAUUAAGCCGGAACUUGCUCCGUACUUGAGAGACGUUGCUGUCGACUCUGUCAAAACUGGUCUCGGAGGAGCCACUGGUAACAAGGGUGGCGUUGCCAUCAGACUGGUCUUAUUCAACACUUCCAUGUGCUUUGUUUGCGCCCACUUUGCUGCAGGACAGUCGCAGGUCAACGAGCGAAAUGCCGACUACGCGGAAAUCACCAGAAAAAUUGCUUUUCCAAUGGGACGAAGCUUGAAUUCCCACGAUUAUGUUUUCUGGUGUGGAGAUUUCAACUACAGAAUAGACAUGGACAAGGACGAAAUUAAAGAACUGGUCAAGAAGGGAGAUCUCCAGCAAAUUUUGCUUAAUGAUCAAUUAAAGAAAUCUCAAGCAGAGGGCAACUGCUUCAAAAAUUACAUCGAAGGCGACGUUGACUUUCCCCCCACUUACAAAUAUGACCUCUUCUCUGACGACUUUGACACCAGUGAAAAAGCCAGAGCCCCUGCUUGGACGGACAGAGUACUGUGGAAGCGCAGAAAGCAAAUAGCUGAUGAUGCACUCAUCAAGGACUGGAAUCCAGGUGUCUUGGCCUAUUACGGCCGGGCCGAACUGAAACAGAGCGACCACAGACCUGUGAUUGCAAUUGUAGAUAUUGAAGUACUCAAGGUUGAUGAAAACAGAAGGCACCAGGUUUUGUUGGAUGUUCUGCAGCAGCAAGGACCUCCGGAUGCAACGGUUGUGGUCAGAGUUGAGGACGUGAAGGAUGAAAACGAAGCCGUGUCACUUUUCACCGACGAAUUCAUGAUGGAGCUGCUACAAGAGUUGUCACAGGUGGGCGAAGUCAUUCUGGUCAGGUUUGUUGAAGAAACCAUGUGGGUCACCUUCAGGGAGGGCGAGUGUGCCCUGGCUGCAGCCAACAAAGGCAGGCUUACUCUCUGCGGACACCGAGUGCAGCUGUGCCUCAAGACGCCCGACUGGUUGCAGCAAGCGCAGCUCGAAAUGGCCCUUUGCAGCAACAACACACAGCCACUCUGUGAUCUGCAGCCCAUUGCUGGACUCACUGAAAUCACAGACAUCCAACAAGAUUUGGAAGUUCCAGCGCUGGCCGGUUUAGUGGACUCGCCCACUGAAGUUGAUGAAGCAAAAUCUUUGGCUCCGAUUAGGCCUGGAGCGCCUCCCUCUCGACCACCACUUCCAAAGUCUCCACAGCCUUCGCCUCAAAUGACAAGGAAACCAAUGCCAAAAGCCGGAGUAAUCAGUGUCAAUUUCAAGCCACCAGUUCCACCUUCUCCAAGUCCUGCGGCUGCUGCCCCUGUGGAACCAGAACCACCGGUUGCACCUGAAACAGCCCAGGCUCCAGAACCAGAGGAGAUUCCUCCGCAGCCAGUCACCCCUCCCCAGCAGGCCCCUUUGCAGCCGGAAAGGAUUUACGAGGAAAUUCGGGAACCAGUGGAGGAAAAACCGCCUCUUGUUGCCAGCCGAGCGCCUCCACCGCCUCCGAGACUGGAUUCGGUGGAAGACGUGGGACCACCCCCAAGCAUGGCACCCCCUCUGUUGCCAGCAAGGCCGCCCCAGGCAGCCACGCCUCCCAGGGGUCCUCCAGGGCCACCUAUUCCGAGCAGGCCGCCUCCCAUUCCUGUCAGAGUGGGCAACGUUCAGUUCCCGACAGGGGCGCCGCCCCCCAUCCCGGCCAGGCAGCCCCCUCGGCCCAGCUGAAUGCCCACAUUCGGCUCAACUUUGGUCAAUUGAUUUUCCUUUUUUUAGGACGCACUAUUUUUGUGAAAGGCACUGUUUUUAGUAUUCGGUUGUUGUGCAAAACUGUGCAAGUAAAUUGAAAACAAAAAUGUUUCUUGCUAAUACUCAGCUUUGUUUCCGACUCUCUAAAAGCCAAAGUCAAACAAAAUUUAAUCCCGUGUAUACUCUAGUGUGUUCAGCCAGUAUUAGAGAGCAGACCCAGUAAGCAUUUUUUAUUUAAAAAUCCAGCGAUGGAGUUGAGUGAAUAUUAAUUUUUGCAGUUUUUAAUAGGACAAAAAAUUAGCUUUCUGUCGGGGUUGCACUCGGCACUUUUCUAAAAUUAUCUAGAAAUCUGUUCAUUUCUUGUUUGCCGAGUAUUUUUCUUUGAUAAAAAAUUACUAUUAUACUCAUAAAUAUUCCACUAAUAAAAUCUGCUAACUGGGGAAUUACAUGACGCAGGGUGUUAAUUAUUAUCUUUUCUCUUUGUUUUUGAUAAUAUCUUUUCUUCAUUCCUCAGUUGACUACUUUUCCUGUUGAUUUUUGCAUUCCUAUAGGCUCAUUGUGAUAUUUUUGCUUGUAGCGAAACGUCUAAUCGCUUUUUCAAUUAAUAGUUUUGGUGAUGCUGUUUGUGCUCUUGAAUGAGAAAUCGAUUACUGUUGCCUCUUUAUAAUGAGUAGGUUACUUUUGAGCGACCAAAGAUAAAAUACGCAUAAUAUAAAUGUAUUCGGAACACUUACUAUGAAAUAUCAUGUAAAAAAUUAAUUUGAUCGAUAAUCCAGCAUAUUUUAUGUAACUGAAUGUGGAUUAAAAAUAUCACACGAAAUUAAAAGAUCAGAGAGGCGUUGAAUUAAUUAUGUUUAAAAAAUAACAAUAGACUCACAAGAAAGAAUUGAUAGCAAUUUGUUAUAAUUGGUAGCAAUUGAUUGAAAGUCUGCUAGGCCGCGCAAGCCCUCGCUUCUAUUUAUUUUUGCGUUCUCAAAAAUGAAUACAUAACUGGUUUUGCUCAAUAUUUUCCAUUACAAAAAUUCCCUUUAUGAUUUAAUUUUGGUUCCAAAUUUGGAAAGUUUCCUAUUUUUACUUAAUUGAAUAUUUUUCGGUGGAUAUCUCAAUAAUAAAAAUUAGGCCUACAGACGCGUUAAUGCAAAAUACCAAAUUUACUUUAUUAUAUAUCGAUAUGAAGAUGAGAAUUGCGUAAUUUAUAUAUAGUUGUUGUUGAUGUUGAUGUGAACAGACACAGUUGUCGCAAGUGUACAAGUUAAUAAUUUAUUCUCCACGUGGUAACGAGAUUGUGGAAUUUAAUGAAAAUAAAGCAAGACA